UUUUCACGCGAAGAGACACACCACUUCUCAGAAUUAGAAAUCAGAAUCAGAAGAAGAAAGCCAAGAUCAUAUCAUCAUAAUCAUCGCAUAGGAAGAAGAAUCCUUCGUUCUCUUUCUCUGUGAAACUCGAUGUCCUGAAGUUUGACUGUAAUUUGAAGUCUCUGCCCCUCUCUCUCUCUCUCUCUCUCUCUCUCUCUCUGUGGUUUUGUAUGCUUCAAUGGAAAUUCGUGACGGAGAGAGGAUGACGGCCGCCGAUGCGGCUUUGAAUGGAUUCUCCCCUGUUACUUCCACAAGGAUUGGCUGGAAAUCUCGAAGGAGAUCAGCUAGCGGGAAGAAUUUAGAGGUAUCAAACGAUACUGCAAGUGCUAAUAAACCACCAAGCAAACAGGAAGAACCUCCUCCUGCUGAGGAGAUGAUGCAGGACUCAACUGCAGUUCCUUUUCCUGAGCUUUCUGAGCGUCGAAAGGCAUUAUUUGAACCAUUAGAACCUAUAAAGAACAUUAAUGGCCGACGGCCAUCGGCUGAAUCUUUACUUCCUCCCCCUGACUUUGAAUCUGCAAACUAUCCAAAGGGAUGGCUGAUUGGGAAGAAGCGAAAGCUUGUCAAUGUUGACGUUGUAGAAAGCAUGCGUAGGAUCGCCAUCCAAGAAAUGAACAGAAAGGACCGGGAAAUUGACGGGUUGAACGAGCAAUUGGAGGAGGAUGCAAGAUGUUUGGAGCAUCUGCAAGUCCAGCUACUGGAAGAGAAGAGCAAACGUGCUCGAAUUGAGAGGGAAAAUGCCAUGCUCCAAGAACAAGUUAACAUGCUCAUGAACAUGAUACAAGAAAAUGAGCAAAUGGCCGACGAGGAACCAGGCCAUGACGAAUCAUAAAUAGUGUAUUAGUAUUUGCAGUAUUGUCAUUAUGCUCCAUGGGUCCGUCUGUUUAUUAAUUCUUUUUCUCAAGUAAGCUUUGGUGGGGUGUGCUUACGUUUUGCUGCCAUAUUUGAGUUAGCGGAGUGCGUGUAUUUAUACUCUCUUCAGGUUCGAAAAGGUAUCAAAUCAAAUUGAAUCGAACUGAACGUAUUAUUUGUUUAUCGAAGGAAGAAUAAUGUAAAUCUCUCAUGGUCUGUGCUGUAUUGGGGUAAAUUAUUAGUAUCAUUCUUCUCUCAAGCUAUGGGAGAAUACUAUUCUACAUCACAGCUUUCUUCCUCUUGUUGUAUUGACUUUAACCAUAUGGAUGGGUUUAUCAUUAAGAUUGUCUAGUUGUUA
This is a messenger RNA of Neltuma alba, 1249 nucleotides long. RefSeq names its product protein HEADING DATE REPRESSOR 1-like. Bases 218 to 871 code for a protein of 217 amino acids. Gene Ontology annotation, biological process: regulation of flower development. Lineage: Eukaryota; Viridiplantae; Streptophyta; Magnoliopsida; Fabales; Fabaceae. The record is from RefSeq and is a predicted model, not a curated record. The transcript has 3 exons.